UGUGUGUGUGUGUCAGAAGUGGUAUCUGUUCCGAGGAUACGUCGCUUUCUCAGCAUCGCCAUUGGAAGCCAAAGUUGCGCUUCAGGGAACGCGCUUCGUUGCUUUCCUCGAUUAGGGGCCACGUGUCCAUUGAAGACUAAAGAACCAGCACAAUAUUACGAUGUGCGAGUGGUGGCGACCAGUAUUGACACGCACACGCACACGCACACGAAACCGCCAACACUUUUCUUAGGCUGCGAGUCUAUCUCUCUCUCUCUCUGUCUGUCUGUCUGUCUGUCUCUCUCUCUCUCUCUCUCUCUCUCUCUCUCUCUCUCUCUCUCUCUCUCGGUCCCUGAGGCUGCCGCUGUGACAAGUCGCAGCUCACGGACGGGUCCCGCUAUCGGACCCUUUUCUCUCUUUUUGUUGCGCACAGUAGAAGGCGGACUCAGCCCACCACGCAAACAAAGUUCGAGCGAAGCUUCUCCUUUUGCGGGUUUUUUUUUUCUUCUUCUCGGUGCUGCGGGAUUUAAAGGCAGCGGGGGAGACUUCUGGAAAAAAUGAUGAUGACGAGUCAGCAGCUGUUGCCGGACGGUCGUUAGGCCCCAGCUGUCCGUCAAGGCCAAUAUGGAACGUGAGGGCUCAUUUAGGAGGAGUCUUCAGAACAAGCUGAGGUUGGGUCUCGGCUCUUCCUCCAGCCUCACCGACCUCUCGCAGGCCAAGACCCCCGGUGUCGGAGGAGGGGAAAGGGGCGGGACCACCGGAGGGCCGGCGGACGAGUGCAACAGGCACAUAGGGACCCAGCAGAGGAGGGCCGGCGCCAACGCCACUUGGAACGGCAUCCACAACGCGGUGAUAUCAGUGUUCCAGAGGAAGGAUCUGGGGGAAAAUGAACUCUACACACUGAAUGAAGGAGUCAGGCAGCUGCUGAAGACCGAGCUGGGCUGUUUCUUCACCGAGUACCUUCAGAACCAGCUGCUCACUAAAGGCAUGGUGAUACUGAGAGACAAGAUCCACUUCUACGAAGGUCAGAAGUUGCUGGACUCUCUGGCCGACACGUGGGACUUCUUCUUCUGCGAUGUUCUGUCCAUGCUGCAGGCCAUCUUCUACCCCGUGCAGGGAAAGGAGCCGUCAGUGCGUCAGAUGGCUCUCCUCCACUUCAGGAACAUCAUAACCCUCAACCUGAAGCUGGACGAAGCUCUGUGUCGUCCCCGAGCCCGAGUUCCCCCUUCAAUCAUACAGAUGCUGCUACUACUACAGGGAGUCCAUGAAUCUAAAGGUGUGACCGAUGACUACCUUCGUUUAGAGGCUCUCAUCCAGAAGGUGGUCUCUCCCUACCUCGGCACCCAUGGGUUGCACUCCAGAGAUGGAUCUUCCAAUUUGCACUGCUCCUCCUGCCUUUUAGAAAACCGCUUCCGUCGCUCCUGGCCGUCCAAACCCGGAAACCCGCCCAUCCCCAAGAACCCAGUGGUCCGCUCCAAGAGCUACAACGUGCCCAUGCUGACCCCUGUGGUGGAGUACGACUCCGACUCUUUCGCGGCAGGGGGCGCCGGCAUCAGGCGCCACUCGGUCUCCGAGAUGACCUCCUGCCUGGAGGAGAGCAGCUCUUUGGCCGAAUCCACACCGGCCGCGCCCAGCGACUGCGGCGGCACCGGCGCGUCCAGCGCAGCGCGCCACGCCGCCUCCGCUGCCCUCUCAGGUCGCGACCCGCCCCAGCCACAGAAUCCCUCCCCCUGCCUCCUCCCAGAGCCUUCGCCGGGCGAGGACACGCACCGCUCUGGCUCGCUGGCGUCCGACUCUCCCGCGUCGUCCCGGGCCCAGGACACGGCCUCCGACCCCGGUACGCCGUCCAGCCUUGAGGCGGCGGCGGCGGCGGCGGGCGGCGAGCCCGAGUUUGUGGACGGCAUCUUCCUGGACUUCUCUCUGCGUCGCUCCGGAGGGUCGGAGGAGACUCGCACUGACGCAGAGACGCGUGCAGACGAUGCUGCGCCGUGACGACAUUACCGACACCACCGAGGGACGCUUUAGAUUCUUAGGGAUCUUUUCAAAUGAAAUUAUUUUUGCAGAAGAUGUGGUCGCCGAUCCUCGGAAACAAAGUCUGCCUCUCCGGAAUGAUACAGACUGAUCCUAAAGGCACGUGUUGGCAAAAUGUUUUAUAAUUAUCUAAGAGUAGGGCUACUGGAUCAUUUAAGCUGUUGAACUUCUUUUUUAACACUCCUAAAGUUAUUUUAUUAAUAAAUUAUAAAAAUCAGAACUUGAAUUCUGUCUCGCACAAUAUUCAGACCUAAUUUGGUUAUUUAAAACAUUGUCAGAUGUUAAUCAGGUUUAGAUUUAGGUGUUUUAAGCAGAAGCAUAUUUUAUUCAGUCUGAACAGGGACAAAACACCUGGAUUUCUUGUUUUCCUUCUUCUCACAUCCGGGAGCAGAUCACAUAAGGCUGCCAACACUGAACUGAAUUUAUUUAUGUUAUUAUUACAGCCUUUAAAUAUUUCAGUGUACUGACCAAUCAUGGAGUCAAUUUACAUUUCUAAAUAGCCCAAAUAUGCCCAAAUGACAUCAACAAUUUGGAAAAGAACACUGAUAACUUAAGUUUUCUCAUGCAGAGUAACUGAAGUUUUUGAUUCAAACCAAUAAUAUCAAACUAUAUUUUGCUUUGUUUUUAUUAGAAAACCUAGUAGACACAGCAAUGUCUUGUCUUUCUCUUUUCUUUAUUUACGUUGCAUCUAAAUACCACA
This is a messenger RNA of Pungitius pungitius (ninespine stickleback), 2710 nucleotides long. Its product is annotated as proline-rich protein 5-like. The record is from RefSeq and is a predicted model, not a curated record. Bases 604 to 1971 code for a protein of 455 amino acids. Gene Ontology annotation, biological process: TORC2 signaling. The transcript is spliced from 10 exons. Lineage: Eukaryota; Metazoa; Chordata; Actinopteri; Perciformes; Gasterosteidae. Gene Ontology annotation, cellular component: TORC2 complex.